CAGGGGAGCCGGGUGCGGGUCAGUUCGCCGGUCGCUUCGCGGGCAGUUCAACUCCUGGACGGGAUUUGUGGGGCGGAAGCGCAGAGAUGUUUUUUGGUAAAGAACGCGGAUACUGCGCCGCGAUGAAUUGUGUCCCUUUGGCGGCUCCGUCCCGGUCCUCGCCCCGCUUGCAUCAUGUGACCCAGGCCUGUGGUGGGGGAGGACGCGACGAGCUGCGGGAACCUGGGCCGGGUUACCUGGUGGGUAGAAUGGAGGCGACCUUGGAGCAGCACUUGGAGGACACAAUGAAGAAUCCAUCCAUCGUUGGAGUCCUGUGCACAGAUUCACAAGGACUUAAUCUGGGCUGCCGUGGGACCCUAUCAGAUGAGCAUGCUGGGGUGAUAUCUGUUCUAGCCCAGCAAGCAGCUAAGCUAACCUCUGACCCCACUGAUAUUCCUGUGGUAUGUCUAGAAUCAGAUAAUGGGAACAUUAUGAUCCAGAAACAUGAUGGCAUCACAGUGGCAGUGCACAAAAUGGCCUCUUGACAUCUCAUAUCAGUUCUCCAGCAGCCUGUCAUAAGGACUCAAUUCUACCUGUGUUAAUUACCUUAUAGAACUAUUAAAGUUAGGCCAUUCAUUUAAUGUGCAUUGGGUACUUUUCUAUUUUAGGGUCAGCUGCUUUUUAACAGUCUGUGGACUGACCUAUCAAGAUAAGUCAGUAAGGAUCAUCUUUUGAAGCAGCAGGUCCAGGUCACUUCAUAUAUAGAAUUUUGUUAUGUUCGAUAAAUCUGUUUGGAAGAAAGCUUGGAUCUUUUUUGGAGUCUUUAAACUCUUAUCAAAUGUUCAUUUUUUUUCAAUUAGUAAAUUGUAAUUUUUUCCAAAAA
Galeopterus variegatus (Sunda flying lemur) is the source of this 862-nucleotide messenger RNA. It is a transcript of the gene LAMTOR5, whose product is annotated as late endosomal/lysosomal adaptor, MAPK and MTOR activator 5. Gene Ontology annotation, molecular function: guanyl-nucleotide exchange factor activity. Gene Ontology annotation, biological process: positive regulation of TORC1 signaling; cellular response to amino acid stimulus. Lineage: Eukaryota; Metazoa; Chordata; Mammalia; Dermoptera; Cynocephalidae. The record is from RefSeq and is a predicted model, not a curated record. Gene Ontology annotation, cellular component: lysosome; Ragulator complex; cytoplasm.